AUGCGUCGUGCUGGUCGCAAGUCGGUGCAAAGGGAGCUGGCGGACGUCGAGCACAAAAUAUUUAUAGAGGCUGCCAAGCGCCAAGAUGCCGAAAAGGCGCUCCUGCAGUUUCGCUCCCAGCAGUCACCACUUCCUUUUGACAACUCCAGGGCAAUGCGGGACGUCCUGGACGAAAUUGAACAAGUGACGGGUGAGAAGCGAAGGCUCCGCGAAUGGCUAGAGCGUGGCGUUGCAGAGGCCGGGCGUGUGUCGGGGCAGUUACCACACAUUUCCGAGGCUAUUCAUCGUGCGGGAGAGCUUGAAAACGAGAUUCGGCAGACGCUGCAGAAGAUGAACAAACGCCAUAAUGAACUUCAACAGCAACUCCGCGGAGCGAGUAUGCAAGUUAGUUUGCUGCAGCAGGAAGCUGCCACAAGGGAAGGCAGUGGUACCGUGCAAGUAGCGCUGAACAGCCCCAAGCAGCCGGAAUGUGACCCACUUCUUGAGGACUGCCUGAACAUGGCGAAUAAAAUUGAGCAUUUGAAGGACCAAUGUGUACUACUCGAGAAGGCGGAGGCGGCGAUGGAGUGCCUCUUCACAUGUUCUCGUCGAUCGCUUCACAAGCUUGGAAAGCUUAGCGUUGCCGUGAAUACUAAUAACAUCUGGGAUGGCUUGGAGACCACCCCUAACGAGAGCGACUCCUUUGAUUCAGAGGACGGCGCAGACGGUGCAGACGACGCACGUUCCACACGAGUUUUUUUUCUUCCGCAAAGGUGGUCAUUGACCGCUGUGACUCGUGUCUUUGUACAAUUUGGUCUGGCGUGA
Molecule: messenger RNA, 804 nt
Organism: Trypanosoma conorhini
Lineage: Eukaryota; Euglenozoa; Kinetoplastea; Trypanosomatida; Trypanosomatidae
Exons: 1
Coding region: 1-804 (267 amino acids)
Source: RefSeq, a predicted model, not a curated record